Messenger RNA from Linum trigynum, 1619 nucleotides. The record is from the annotation of a GenBank genome assembly. Lineage: Eukaryota; Viridiplantae; Streptophyta; Magnoliopsida; Malpighiales; Linaceae.
AUGAACUGAAACUGAGUAAUAGUAACUCUAGAGACCCGUGGAUUCGAUAUUUAAUACUUGUGCCACUAUACUGCAAUCCCUUUCAUUGGUUACACUUGGCCAUUGUUAGGUGUUGUGUUUUAGCGUGUCAAGUUUUUGGCGCCGUUGCCGGGGACUUUCUAGAUUAUUAGGAAAGGCAGAAGUUUGUUACUUUAGCGUUUUUCUUUUCUUUUCCGCCCUUGCUUUUCACUUGGGUGUUUUUUGUUUUUGUUGGUGCAGAUCUGAAUCAUGGAUCCUCAUGGCUUCUCCAACCAUUGGGGGUAUCCACCACCAUCGGAGUGGUAUUACCCCGAGACUCCCUGGAGCAAUCAAGGAGGAGAAGACUAUGGAUUCGGGUUCCAGUACCAACCCCCUUACUACGGAGAACAAUCAGACCCCUGGGCAUAUCAAGAACAACCUCAUUACCAAGAAGACUUUCUCCCACAACCAAAAGGGCCAUCAGAGCUGGAGUUAGCCAUGGAGGCCUUCACGGGCCACUCUACAGAGCCAUGCUACACUUCACUGGAAGAUCCGAACAAACAAUUAAGGCUUCUCGUGGAGCAGUUUGCUCGAGACACUGAGAGAUCAUGCUCCAAGAUGGAUCUUCAAAUCAAAGCCCUUGCCCCUUCCGAUCCCUCAUUUCUCCAUGAAAUGGAGGAGACUGUUCAGCGCUCCGCGAAGCAAACAGAGUGGGUGGAGCAAGUUUGCUCACAUCUUGCUCAAGAUCACCUUUCUGCUACCACGCUAGAAGAGGUGGAGGAUGACAAAGGCUACGGGGAUGUUGAGGAGCAUACGGAAGUUAUCUCAGAGAACUCCCAUGAUAAUCAUGAUCAGGAAAGUCCUCUGGUUGUAGAUCACACAUUUCCUUAUUUAUGCUCUAACAUGUUGGGCCCGAGCGAGGAGAUGCAAGAUGAUCUCAUUGAAGAAAUUACAUGGCGACUUGCUCUCCAAUCUUUGCUAGAAGAAGAAGAGCAAGAAAGGGUGCAGAAAGAAGUUGUGGAGGAUGACGAAAGAAAAGCAGGAGGAGUUCUUGAUCAUUUCCCAGGGGUGAUACAACAUGAAGAAGAAAGGGGGGUUGAAGAAGCAAUUGGUGUCCAGGCUGAGGACGGAGUUAAGGUGGAAGAGGCCUGCACCGGCCAUGAGUUACAUGUGAUAUCUCCACCAAACUUCGAGGAGCUACUUGGCAAGGACCCAUUUGCAGUGUCUCUUUGCCAGACCAAGGCCACGUCGACAUCGGUCCCCCUUGGUGGAAGCGAUGGUGGCCAAUCGAUGCUGUCAUAUCUGGUUUGGGGCAAUGGGACGAGAGAAGAGAAGAAGAGGUCUCGAGGAUGGAGACUUCAUCUGCAUCAAGUGCACGAGCUUCCAUCACCAGUCAUACCACAUGCUCGUGACUUGCGACUCCACCUCAUUGACGAGAACCUCAACUUUAAGGAGGUUCUGGCAUGGACCGAAACUUAGGAGCCAUCGUCCGGCUCACGACGUGAAAGAAGCGCUUGUUGGGAGGCAACCCAACCAGUCGGUUUGCAUUUCUUUCUCUAUUUCUCAUCGGUUGAGUCAGUUUUGUUAUUUGAUUUUAGAGUCAAUAACUCAACCUUUGUGAG